GGCAGGAUGAGGGCGUGUGGGUGUGAGGCCAAUCUACCACCUACCCACGUCGUCACCUACAACUACGUGUCAGCCAAACUACAUCCCAGUAAGAUGAUCAGCUUGCGUGACUCCGACCUGCUGGUGAACUGCACGGAGGUGGACCAGCCUGACCUGCGUUACCUGAGGUGGACCGUGUACCAGGUGGUGUUCCCGGUCCUGGUCUCCAUUGGUGUGGUGGCCAAUAUUCUCAACCUGGUGGUACUCUCUCGACCUGCUAUGAGAGGCGUUGCUUACAGGUACCUGAACCAUCUGGCGGUGAGUGACCUGCUCUACCUGGUGUUCAACGUUCCCUUCUGCAUGAACGACUUCUCCCGCAUCUCAGAGAUGCAGGAGGUGCCGCGGGCUAGCGCUCUCUACUACGCCAACGUGGGAAUUCCCCUCGUCAACCUCUUCCUCACCAUGAGUGAAUAUAUCGUAGUGUGGCUCUCCUACGACCGCUGCCUCGCCGUCUGCAGCCCGCAGAAGUUCUCCGCCAAGCAGAGGAUGGAGGUGGUGAGAGUUCGGUGUGGUAUAUCCCUUCUCCUCACAGUGUUUGUGUACAGCCUUACCCCUCUCGGACAGGUGUACAGAUGUGAUGAGCUUGGGUGCUGCGUCAGUGAGAGCCACUACAGGAACCAGCCCUGGUACAUGGGCUACGAGUUCUUCAGAGAAAUUUACUCGAGGUUCUUGCCCGCUGUCCUCAUAACUGCUUUCAACGUGGCCAUCGUGGUGACGCUGAAGCAAAUCAAGAAAGACCGAGAUGGUGAUAUCAUAAACGAGGCGCGCCAGGAGAGGGAACGGCGGCUGUUUUUCCUGCUGGUGGCGAUCACAAUCCUCUUCUAUGUUUCUGCCUUCCCCAGUGCCAUCUAUAAAGUGUUGAUGUUUAACGAUAUGUACUUUAUCCCGUACUUCAGAGCUGUGGCCGAUGUUUUAGAGGUUUCCGGCCAUGUCUUCAAUUUUGUUUUGUACUUCUUAUUCAGUCCGGAUUAUCGUAAAACAUUGGUUGGUAUGACUUCCCCUGAGCAACAGAACAACAAUAUUGCUCUCUCCUCCACAGCCAUUCCUCUAUGAAUCACUGAAACGAUAUUAAAUAAGUCAAAUUUUGUGGAUCAAAUAUUUUUCUCGGUGUAAAUAUUAAACAUGAUAUAUUCUUGUAUAAACGCGCCUUAUCCAUAGUGUAUUUUGCGACAACGACGGUAUCGAGAUACUAGACGUAACUAGAAGUUUAUAACUGUGUUGUGAUAACUCUUGAAGCUGUGAUCGUGUGCUUGACCGAGCAGACAGCGACGCUGCAAGGGAACUACAAAUCUCAAACACAUAAACAGCAUUAUAAGAUAUAGGUAACAAACGUAGACGCAAUGUCUCCAUGCAUUCCAUAUAACUUUCACUAGUCGAGUGUAUCGCUGCCCUCAGCUGUGAUCAUGAUCAUUUUCCAGAAGUGCGAAGCUCGUUGUAGUACCUUGUGAAAAAAAAAAUCUUAAAGGAAAACAGUUGAGUAAGCUUCCAUUAUCAUGGGCACAUCAUGUACCUGUAUAAGAUGGUAGGUAGCAUUGUAUGACCCUUAAGGGUUUAGCUCUAAAUUUGAUUAUACAAUACAUGGGCACAUGGGAAUAAACGACGGCGCAAAUCUCAAGCAGUGAGGAAAACAAUAUGGUGGUACGGAAACCUUCAACCCGGACUUAAUACAGUCCAGGCUGCAGCUCUUUAUUACAGUCCAGAUUGCAGUCUCUAUUACAGUCCAGUUUGCAGUCUUUAUUACAGUCCAAGUUGCAGUCUUUAUUACAGUCCAGGUUGCGUCUUUAUUACAGCGUUCUUGAACGGAAAGUUGUAACAAAGGUUACCUUGCCAGUACACCAUCUUCCUCACUACCUUGGGUACAGUUGGUUUAUGUCAGCAAAGACUGAGAAGAGGUCACUACCAGUAUUCCAGAUCUAAGGUUCCAGGGCCCCUGCUGUAACUGCUGACCAUUGUUCAUGUGCUGAAAUCUCUCACUUUCUCUCCUGAAGUCAUAUAUAUUAUUUAGUUGUCUCUCGUUCUAUUAUUAUGAUACCUUGCUUUAGAGCCAAGAAAAUUUGUGAAAGAGUGGGACAGUGACUUCCAUCUAUUUUAUGUUUCAUUAUGAACCCCGGGAAUGUACAGCCACGCUUUUCUGUAUGAUACAUUGUGGAAACACCCUGCAGUGAGCAGCUACCAUAUUCCAUGUGAUUGUCACGUCGGAGACACACAACGUGCAGCAACACUAUUCUAUGGGAGCAUUACGUUGCAGGAACAAACUCGGUGUUUUCCAGCACAGGCGUAACCAAGUGAGAGAAUGAGACAGCUGAUAGUACCUCAACACCGUGAGGCAGCAGACAGGACAAUACCAUGAGGCAGCAGACAGUACAUCAAUAUCAAGCAGCAAACAGUACAUCCACAUUAGGCAGCAGACAGUACAUCAACAUCAGGCAGCAGACAGUACAUCAAUAUCAGGCAGCAGACAAUACAUCAACAUCAGGCAGCAGACAGUACAUCAAUAUCAGGCAGCAGACAAUACAUCAACAUCAGGCAGCAGACAGUACAUCAACGUAUGCUUCAUGAGUAUAGAAAAGAGAGAAAUAACAGCCUUGAACACUGGCCACUAUGUGACAAAAUCCAUUUUCUUAAAACCCAUUCAAAGGUGGUCAAGUCACCAAACCUUCCCGAACCCUCUCUGCCUUCCCACAACCUUGCUCACCUCUCUCUACUUGUCUACCCACAACCUUUCUCACCUCUCUCUACUUGUCUACCCACAACCUUUCUCACCUCUCUCUCCCUGUCUACCCACAACCUUUCUCACCUCUCCCUCCCUGUCUACCCACAACCUUUCUCACCUCUUUCUCCUUGUCUACCCACAACCUUUCUCACCUCUCCCUGUCUACCCACAACCUUUCUCACCUCCCUCUCCCUAUCUACCCACAACCUUUCUCACCUCUGUCUACCCCCAACCUUUCUCAGCUCUCUCUACCCACAAACUUUCUCGCCUCUCACUCCCUGUCUUCCCACAACCUUUCUCAUCUCUCUCUGUCUACCCACAACCUUUCUCACCUCUCUCUCCCUCUCUACCCACAACCUUUCUCACUGUACUAUCCUAGUUCUUCCUCCGCCCAUCCCUCACCUGACCUAACAAAAUACUGACCUACAGACUGCAAGAAUAAAUCAAAACAAAAAAUCUGACAAUUGUUCAGCUGGUGGAAAUAUAAGCGACUUCUGCUAUGUCUUCACAUAUUAAUACAGUGAACCCUCUUAUACAGUUAUUCCAUAUAGUGCUGUGUUUUUGGCUAUGGCCAUGGAAAAGUUGUUCCAAAAUUAAAUACCCCGGGAAAAGGCCUUCAUAGUGUGUCUGUUCAGUUUUGAGGUUAUGUACUUUUUAGUAGAUUAUUUUACAAAGCUCCUUUUUAUAGUGAUCUUUUUUUGUUAAUGUGAAUGAGAAGUACCAUCCAGAAUUGAAUAAUAUGUAUUGUGAAUGCCUUUCCACGAGCUGUUCAAUUUUCGAUGUGACCUUUCAAUCGCCUUUAAAAAAGAAGGGUCACAGUAUAUAGAAGAGUUAUGAGAGAGCUGAUGACUGGACUACAAGGUACUCUUGUGACCCAUACGGGUUUAGCGCAAACGUCCGGUGAUUUUACUGCCCAAUUGGUUUAUUAUGGUCGUCAAGAAAGAGCGGAGCAACGGUGUCUUCUGUUGCUAGGUCCGUACCCCACCUGAGAGGGGUGCUGGAGGGCUCCUCAUGCAAGAAACUGGAGCCAACCUCAACCUUCCCUGGAUCAAACUAGAUUACCUCUCAUUAUCCCAGAACGCUGUAUGACCCCCUUCCCGCACGGGUUCAGCUCCUCCCAAUGAAGAAAUAAUUUAGGCCUGUACUCCUGAUAAAUAAAUAAUUUAGGCCUGUCCUCAUGAAUAAAUAAUGUAGGACUGUGCUUCUCGUGAAUAAAUAAUUUAGGCCUGUAAUUCUCAUUAAUAAAUAAUUUAGGGUUGUAAUUCUCAUGAAUAAAUAAUUUAGGCUUGUACUUCUUAUAAUAAAGAAUUUAGGCCUGUACUUCUCGUGAAUAGAGAAUUUAGGCCUGUACCCCCCUCCUACCGUCUU
Messenger RNA from Cherax quadricarinatus, 4120 nucleotides. RefSeq names its product probable G-protein coupled receptor B0563.6. Lineage: Eukaryota; Metazoa; Arthropoda; Malacostraca; Decapoda; Parastacidae. Gene Ontology annotation, molecular function: G protein-coupled receptor activity. Gene Ontology annotation, cellular component: membrane. Gene Ontology annotation, biological process: G protein-coupled receptor signaling pathway. The record is from RefSeq and is a predicted model, not a curated record.